Molecule: messenger RNA, 552 nt
Organism: Mercenaria mercenaria
Lineage: Eukaryota; Metazoa; Mollusca; Bivalvia; Venerida; Veneridae
Exons: 1
Coding region: 1-552 (183 amino acids)
Source: RefSeq, a predicted model, not a curated record
AUGGGGAUCGCCGAUAGUACCGAUGACAAGAAGAUCACAGACUACCUUGAGAAUUAUCAGCAGAAUGCCAUUCAGUAUAGUAAUGGAAGAUACACUGCCCAGUUACCAUGGAAGCAAGACCAUCCUCCACUUCCCACAAACUACCAGAUUACCAAACGCAGAACCGAGAACACUAUCAGGCGACUAAGUGCAGAGCCAGAGAUACUGCAGAAGUAUGGCGAGAUCAUCGCGGAACAGGAAAGAAGAGGCUUUAUAGAGAAAGUUGACGAAGAUUCCCAGACUACAAGAGUGCACUACAUACCCCAUCACCCAGUGAAAAAUGAUUCCUCUACCACCCCCAUCAGAACUGGGUAUGAUUGCAGCUGCCGAAAAUCCCGUGAUGAGCCGUCCUUGAAUGAUUGCCUAGAAUCAACCCCGCCCAUCCUGAACGAUUUGACUUCCCUUCUAAUCCGAUUCCGUUACAACAGAUACGCAGUUACCACAGACAUUGAAAAGGCAUUUCUUCACGUGGGCCUGCACGAGAGUGACAGAGAUGUUACGGAAUUCCUAUAG